CGUUUCAAGGUCAGCGUGCGGGAUCAACACUCCCCAAUCCAUCGCCCGCAGGUUUACCUUCCUCUUCUUGAGUGCGUGAAGAGCAUAUUUUUUGCGUGACAGGCAGGCCCUCUCUCUCGUUGUCACCCUCUGUAUCAUCUCUGCCAAGACUGGGGUGUGUCCAGGAAGGCAGCUGUGUCGUGCGAGGCACGAGCGGAUGGCUACCGAAGACCCCGGCAGUGGCGGCGGCGGCACGGCAGACUCAUGCGCUGCAGGCGAGGGCCCGGGAACGAACCUCCCACGCACCGGAGAGUGCGGUAACUCCUUACAUGAUGCUGGCGCUAAAGACAGCGAGACCGCCGCAAGCUGCGCAAAGAUUUCGGUGAGCGUCUGUGGGCUGCCCAUCCGCGCCCCCCUAUCCUCCUGUUGGGCUUCCGCUACGGAUUCUUCCGCCCCUCCCCCUGCCGUCGACGCUCAAUUGCCGGCGGGAGAGGACGCGUCUGCCACCGUCCAAGGCAACGGCUCCGCUGCCACCCCAGAAGCGGAAACCCCACGAGAACAAAGCGAGCCGCCGUCCCUCGCCGCCUCGGAUGCCGUAACCCCUCCCGCGAGACCCACCCGAGCAGCGGGGCAGGCCAACGCCGCCGAUGAUACCGCCGCGACGACGACUCCCGCCACGCAAGGCACCGGGGAGGCGGGAAACAACGCGGCCACGCUGGCACCCUCGCCAUCGUCUUCGCCGCCCACGGCUGCUGCUGCUGCUGCUGCUGCUGCCCCCGCGGAGGCCGCCCUCGUUGCCGUUUCGGGGAGUGCUCCGGCGGAAGAGGAGGAUGGGAGUGACGCGGUGGAGAUUUCGGCGGAGAGUCUCGGUACCGAUAGUGUAGCUGGUUCCGUUGAUAAAGAAGUGACCGUGGAAACGGGAAUGCAAGACGUGCCCGCGACGGAGCAUGACGUACCUCCUCAAGAACAGUCGCAGGUAGAUGUGCAAGAAGCGACAGGCGGGGAUGAGGUCGUUGCGGUAGAGACAGCAGCGGCUGAGACUGAUGUUGCCGAAGCAGCGGGUAGUCCUACUGAGAGCGCGGCUAGUGGGGUGGAGGAAGCCGUAGAGGUAGAUGCAGAGGCACUGGCCGAAAACGAAGCUGUCGAAGAAGACGACGCUGACACUGAGAAGGACGAGGUGGCCGAAGAAGCUCAAUCUGAAGGCGAAGCUUCCGCGGAGGUAGCUGCUGCUGCCCAAGGAGAGGUGGCGACGGCGGGAGGAGAAGAGGCAGCAGCGGCUGGAGAAGUGGAAGGAGGCGAGGCGGCGCCGGGAGAAGCAGCGUCUGCUGGAGAAGUGGAAGGAGAGAAUGCGGUGCCGGAAGGAGAAGCAGCAGCGGCUGCUGAAGAAGGAAUAACGUUAACCGAAGGAGGACCCUCAGUUGUCGUUGAAGCGGCCACAAAUGGAGUGCCUCCGGACGACAGCGGCGGCGAGGCGCAGGAUGACGCCAAGGUGGAGGACGGCGACGGGCCAAAACUAGCGGGCGCGGCCGGCGAGGGUGAAGGAGCAGACGCUGCUGCACCGGCCAAUGAAGAGGUUCGAAAGGAAGCGGUGGAGCCGGCCGGCGGCGUCUGCGGCGCGGCGAACAGAGACGGGGAUGAUGACGUUGUCGAUCUUUCGUUGACGGCCAUGGAUGUAGACGAAGUGCAGCAGCAGGCCGAGUCGCCGGCAGCGGUUGCGGUAAGCGAUGCUAAGGUAGACGACAAGAUCGACCCCGAUCCCACAAUGAAAGUCGAAGAGGAUACCCCAGCGGCGGCGGCGCACGGUGCAGUUGACAGCAACGCAGGGGUGCCGCCGGAGGUAGAAAGUGGUGCAUCCAACUCGGAAAGUAUCGACGCAGGUAAAGGCGGGGUUGGUACGCAGGGUAACGCUAUCCCCGAGGGAAAGGCAGCCACCGAGAGCAAGCCGUUGGUGUCAGUAGCGGAAACAGUUGGCACCCCGGUCAAAGAACCCAAAGAAACGGGAGCGGCUACAAGUAAGGAGGAGCCUGGUGCAAAGGUUCAAGCGGGCAAAGAUACCAACGCGACGGCCGCCGCUGUUGCGUCGGAGGGAGCCGGAGACGAGGGUACUGGCGGGAAGACCAAGAAAAAGAAAAAGAAGAGCCAGGACGGAGGAGGCUCCGACAAGAAGAGCGAGAAGUCGGGGAGCGAUGGUGGUGGCGGUAAGAAAGGGUCGAAGAAGUCCGAGGCUGCGACCUCCUCCAAGUCGGAGGCCAAGAAGGCCGCCGCCAGCGACAACGACCAGUCCUCCUCCCAGGGGUCCCCCCGACCCCACAAGGAUAAGUCCGGCGGCAAGUCGUCCAAGUUUUCCAAGGGCUCCGGCAGCAAGCCGGACGGCGACAAGAAGAGCAGCAAGAAAAGCAGCAAGGGAGGUUCGUCCAAGAGCAAAGGCGACUCCAAGGCCAGCCCCUCGGAGAAGGAUAAGGACAAGUCCUCGAAGAGCAAGAAGGGAGAGAGCGGGCGUGACAAGUCUGGUCGCGAGGCCGAGAAGCCCAGCAAGCGCAUGCUUGCGAUGGACCGCGUCGCCGCUGCCACCGGCAGCGGCGGCGGGCGCGCAGGCGCGCAGGACCGUUCUUUCGGGGGAACUUCACGGCGCGGGGCCCCCCAGGGGUAUGCUGCCCAGGCCGCCGACGAGGGCUACGCUGCUCGUGCCGCCCCUUCCUCCGGAGGGAAGGGGCGCGAGCUUGACGACGGCGGCAGAGACUCGUCGUCCAGGAACCGCGACGAGUUCAAGGAGUACGCCCUGGCGGUGCGGAAGAGGGACCGGCGCGGGCGGGCGGACGAGCAGCCGGACCCGCGGGAGAGGGUGGGCGGGAGGUCACACCGCGGGAAGGAUUAUUCCCAGGACGUGCGGAGCAGCGCCGAUGACAAGCCGAUGUCGCGCUACCUGCCGGGCGACCUUCCCCCCAGCCGCCAGAGAUCCUCCAUGGGCCACGGCUCCCCCGAGAGCGCGGCUCGGAGCCCCAGAGGGCGAGGGAACAGCAGAGACAAGUAUCGCCGCGGGGAUUCCCCUCCUGGCGCUUCGUUCCGGAGGGGGCGGAGGGAGCCCUCGCCGCGGGGCGCCGGCGACCGCGGCGGCGGGCGCGGGGACAGGCGUGGCCGCGAUUUCUCGCCCCCGUCGCGCGGCUCAGAUGGGGCCGCAGGCUGGGAACGCGGAGGGCGCGGGAAGCCCCAGCGUGGAGGGUCCCCCCGGAACAAGAAGGCUCGGUACCCGGGCGGCGGGAGGGGGGGGGCGGCGGAAGACUACGACUACGAGCGUUUCACCGGGGCGGCGUUGCACGAAGGGCACGAAGCCUUCGGCGGAGCUGGGGGCCCCGUGGAGGGGCCCGCUCGCCCCCGUCACCUCGAGAGAGACUACCAAGGCCUCGGCGGUAGGGGCGGCGGCGGCCGGGGCGGGGGCAGGGGGGGCAGGGGCAGGGGAGGGAGGGGCGACAACCAUCCGAUGGCGGAGCCCGGGUUCCCGUCGCCGCACGAGAGAGGAGGGCCUGGUCGAGGCCGCGGUCGCAGGGGCGACAUGCCCGCUCCUGCCGGCCGCGGCGGCCGGGGCGGGGGGAUCAACGAGCACGAACGCAGUCCGCGUGGUGGCCUCGAGGCCCUCGACAAGACCUCCGUUGGUGUGUUUUCGGGGGUCUGGAAGGAGCUGCCGUUCGACGAGCACCACCCGGAGGACCCGUACUGGGGGGAGGAGCUUCUGCCGCAGUACGCGCCGCUCCCGUCGUCACGCCGAGAGGCCGCCGCCGGCAGGAGAGGCGAGGAGUGGGAGGGUGAGGGGAGGGGAAGACCCUUGCCGCCCGCCGAGCUCCUCCCGGAGUGGGAGGAUUCUGACCCCCGCUUCCACGACCCUGAGGCACGGGGGGGUAGGGGUAGGGGUGGUCGAGGCCGGGGUGGUGGUGGCCGAGGUGGAAGGGGCGGCGGCCGGGGGGGGCGCGGCCAUGCACCCUUCGGGCCUCCGGGAGAGGAUCUCGCCCUGCCCCCCGGGGAACGAGGUUGGGGACCGGACGAAGGAGGCGGCGCCGAAGAUGACGACGAGUGGGGUGGCAACGGUAGGGGGGGCGCACCACCGCCCGCGGACGGCGGGAGCGGGUUCCAAGAGUGGUCUGCCUUCGACGAGUCCCCGCCACGCGCCGCGCCUCCGAGGCGGGCUCCGAUGGGUGCGCCGGCGGGCGGCGGUAGGGGGCACCCGGCAGGCGGGGGGCCGGGCCCGAGGGGUGGCGGUCGGGGGCCCGGAAGGAUGGGUCCCCCGCAGGGAGAGCACCCGGAGAGGGGCAUGCCUCCGCACGGAGAGUACUACGACGGUGCCGAGAGGCCGUUGAGGAUGCGCAGGCGUGAGGCAAGACCGCCGCCGCAGGAUGAGUACUACGACGACCAGUACGAAGAUGCGGGCUACUACCCGCCGCGGGGCCCACGGCAGCCGGAGGAGCUUAUGCCGCAAGCCCGUCGUGCGAGCGACCCGUACUAUGAACAGCGCUCCCCGCCGCGUCGGGGACCACCUCCUGGGCACCAGCAGCAGCAUCCGGAGAGAAUGCCGGACAAGCGUCGGUACGAGGACGCCUUCGAGGACGAGCCCAUGCGGGGUCCCCCGCUACGGAACCGACCCGACCCCCGAGAGUUUACGGGACCCGGAGACGACCCUCGUCACGGCAGCGGUUUGGACCCCCAACAGUACGACUUCCGUCAGGAGGAUCGGUAUGCUCAAGGCCCCCCUCGAGGCAGCGGCGGUCGCGGCCCCCCUCCGCCCAACAACGGCCAGGCCGAACACUACCCGGGCGGGCCUCCGCAGCGCCCGCGGAUGAUGAGAGACGGUCGCCCACCCCAAGAGGGCGGACCACCCCACGGUGUACGCCCGGGUGGCGGCGACUACCUACCGAUGCAGGAUGGCCCCCCUCCUUCGCGAGGAGACCCCGGUUACUACGACGGCGGCGGGCCGUCGCGGGGCGGUGGCGGUGGCGGCCGCGGCGAGCUCCACCUCGGAGUCCCCCCCGGCGACCUCAGGCGUGAUCCUGACUUGAGGCUUCCGGCCGCCGGAAGGGUGCCGAUGCCCGGACCUGGCGGCCGUGGGCCCGGCGCCCACCUGGGCGGCCGUGGACCGGGAGGCCCGAGGCCCGACGGCGACAACAACCGGGGUGGGCCACCUGGGCACGGGUACGACCGCGGCGGGGACCAGCACGGCCACGGCCCGCCGCCGGCGUCUGAGCUCGGAGGGCGCGGAGGAGGAGGAGGGCGCGGAAGGGGGGGAUACCCCAUGCAGCACGGGCGCGGCAGCGGUGGCCCGCCACCCUCAGAGCACGGCCCUGGCCAAUUCGGCAGGGGCCCGCCCCGCAGGGAGCACUCGGGCUCUUUCGAUGACGGGAUGAUGGGUGUCGGCGGUAGGGGCGCCGGAGGUAGGGGGCGCGGCCGUGGAGGGCCGGUUGAUGGCCGCGGUGCCGGGCGCGGGCGCGGGCCUGGUGUCGAUGGCCGCGGCCCUGGACUCAACGGUCGCGGCCCUGGACUCGAUGGCCGCGGUCGCGGCGGCGGUCGCGGAGAAGUGGGUGGGAGGGGAGGAGAGGGAGCGGGUAGAGGCCAAGGGCACCAAUCGCCUGCUGCUAGUAAGCCGGCGGGGGAAGUUACAGCAGGUGUAAGCAGUCGCGGCACGGACCCUGCUGCUGCCGCGUUGGACCUUGAAACAAUGGACAUCCCUCUUCUCAGCGACACGGAGGUGAAGCGACCGCAACAGCCUCAGCAAAAGCCACAGCAGCAGCGCGAACCGGCAGCCGCCACCGCCACCGCCACCGCCGCUUCUGCCACUGCCCGUGGUCCAAGCCAAACUUCUGCUGCGCCCGGUGCAGGCCAAACCCCCGGUGCCGGUGAGGGCAAGACAACACCGGGCCUGGCGCUCGAGAACCAGCAGGAGACGGGCCCAUCUCGCAGCGCCGGGGGACGCCCCGCCGGCCCUGCGAAAUCCUCCGCCACCGAUGGGCAACGCCCGCAAAUGACGGAUCUGUCCGCUUACCAAGCCCCCACUGGUCAAGGCCCGAAAGAGACUCGAGUUAGUGCCACCACAAGAUCGCACAUGUCCCCCUACCAUGGGCCCGCCACCACUCAGGCACGUGGCGGCCGGGGCGGCGGCGGCGGCGGGGCGUACCGGAACGACCUACCGGCGUACCAGCCGCCGUCCUCUGCCACGUCCUCAGCGAGCAGUGCCGCAGCGCGAGCGGGUGGUGGUCAAAGGACUGACCUGUCGGCGUACCAACCUCCGAGUACGGCUUCCGGUGCCUCUGGCAGUGGUGGAAGACGUUCGGGGGGGCCUCGGACAGACCUUUCCGCGUACCAGUCCUCCCCGGCCGGGGGUUCUCCGGGUCAAGGAGGGAGGCGGACAGGAGCGGCCAGGACUGGUGUUGGCUCACCGUACCAACCGUCGAGCGGUGCCAAUCAGUCGUCGCCUGCCCUGACCGGCACUGCAGGGCCGCAGGGAAGGUCGAGCCAUGCCACUGGGGCGGGAAACAAUGGCGCUGGGAAAGUACCCGGGUCCCGUCACGGCGCUCACGAGACGCGAUCUGCCGGCAGCACGGGCGGUGUAGGCAAUGGAGGCGCCACGUCGGCCGUGCCUCGUGGUGGCAGAUCCGGAACUCUGGCGUCUGGUGUCCCUCCCAAGAUGAAGGAAGGGCAAAAUGGAAGCGCAGCUGGAAUGAAGACUGCAGAUGUUUUGGGGUCGAAGGCGGCCAGCGGAGCCCUGAGCGGCGGGCCGGGCCAGCAACAGCCUCAGUGGAAGCAGCAAUCUCACGCUCAGCCAGCAGGAGGCGCAAAGCCGCGCGCUGGGACUCAACACUACCAGCAGCCAAAGACGGCAGCGGUGCAGGCGACGGCCGGGGGAACGAAGUCGAGCGCGGUAGAGGCAAAGAAAGUGGGAGGUGCUCCUAGUCAACAGCGACCUAGGCAACAGCAACAACCACAGCAGUAUCAAACGCAACAAGGGCAAGAGCAGCACCAGUACCAACAGUAUCACUACACGUACCAAACACCGGCGGCAGCGAGCGGCGGCAGCGUGUAUGUCUCAUACAACCAGCACCAGCAGCAGCCUGCUGCCGCCAGUGCGCCUGCUGCGGCCGGAGCGCCUGCUGCAUCAAAAGGGGUGGCACUAUCAUCCUCGUACGGCAAGACAGACACACACGUCACCUCCACUGCUCGUCCCGAAGCUACUGCUUCUGCGGCCGCUGGAUCGACGUCAUCAUCCACUGGCAGGGUGGAGUACACCAGUGGUGGCGGGAGCCAGGCUUGGAGCUCCGCCGGCAAAACCGACGCCGAAUCCGCAGCACCGGCAGCACAAGUAUCGGUAACAGCAGCACCAGCCACAGGUGCCGCAGCAGCAUCACCAGCCACAGGUGCCCAAGCAGCACCAGCAGGAGUAGUGUCCGCCAUUGCCGCUGGUUCGAGCGCUAUUUACGCGAGCGGAAGUGAAUGGCCACCCCAGCAGCAGCACCAGCAACAACAACAGGUUGUGCUGCAGUCGGCCGGCGCUGCGGGGCAACAGCAGCAAGGGUAUGCUUAUUCGUACCAGCAACAGCCUACGUAUGCUACGCUGGGAGUGUCGACGACGGGGCAGCAACUGCAGGGUUCCUCCCAGCAGUAUGGCAUUCCACAGGCGGUGGUGGCAUCACCGGCGGCAACCGGGGUUCAGGGAAUUGCGCAAGCGCCGGGGGAGACGGCGGUUGUUCAGCCCCCGCUGCCGGCGACGGGUCUUGUUCAGAGCUCGAGCGCGACAGGCGUGCAGUACUCGGUGGUGGCGACCCCGCAAAGCAUGACAGCCAUCCAGCCGCAGCAACAGCAGAGCGUGCAGUUUUCGAUGGCCCAGCAGCAGCAGCUGGUGCAGCAGCAGCAGCAGCAGCAGCAGCAGCAGCAGCAGCAGCAGCAGCAGCAGCAGCAGCAGCAGCAGCUGCAGCAGCAGCAGCAGCAGCAGCAGCAGCAGCAGCUGAUGCAGCAUCAGCAUUUGCAGCAACAGCUGCCGACACCAACGCAGCAGUACCAGAUAUUCCCGCCGCUUCCCGCCGGUCCGCAGUCGGCGUCCCAGCAGACGGUAUACACCCCGGCACCCGCACCACCCCCGGCGGACUACAACCCUGGGACCCAAGGACAGCAGCCAGGAUGGGGUUGAGCUUGAGCGUAGGAGAGGAGUGCCUUGCCUACUUCCGGCAGGAUAAAUGGAUGUUACUUGGCUUGUGUUGAACGACGGGCGUCUUGUGAUGGUCGCUCGAUGGAGGUCUGCGUGCGUGGAUGUGGAGCUCAGCCAUUGCCGCUCGGAGGAGACUUGCAUGCGUGGGGGGAGAAAUUGUCGGAGCAGCGGGAGCGCGUGCUUGGGUUCGCGGAAACUUUUCUUCGCACCAAUAGUGUGCGUGGUUGUGUUUUGUCUUGAUUUUAUCAGCCUCGUCCGCGCUUGCCCGUUCAGCAAUGAAGAAGGCCCACUUGCCAACAGCGGACACAUGUGUGGGUGGAGAUCUCGCUGUGUGUGGCGCUGACGCUACAAGGAACAUAUGUUUGCCUCUAAAAGCAGGAGAUGGCGUUGGCGCUUGCAACGAUCAACGCGACACGGCAAGGAUCGGUUGUUGACAAACAGGAUGGAAGGAGAGCUUCCCGACCAGCAUGUCUGUUUGCAAACGCAUGGAUGCCUGGCGGAUGUUGCGCUACAGCGCAUGCGUCGUUGUAAUUAUUUCACGUUGCUUGGAGUCUUCUGUGUUCUGCCUUGGAUGCGAAUCCGGGGAGGGCGUUAUUUUUCAAGGGAGCAAGGCGAGGGAUCUCGAGGCUCGUGGCAGGCGAAGCGGAGGAUGGCAUGGAUAGCCCGACAGGAGCGCGACAGCGAUGUCAGCUGUGUUGGCGGUGGUACCCUCGGGCAAGGUUUAAGGUUUUGUGUUUGAUGCAGAUAUCGACGUUGUUGCGUUCUAUCUGUCCAUACCGGUAGUCACGUACAGAAUGGAAUAUCCGGUGCGAGUCCACCAGAUGCUGCUGCUGCUGUUCGGAACAAAUCGAUGGGGGGGCAAGGUCCAAGCGAAAGCCCGCCCUUCCGGUUUUCGGAUCGCAGUCAGUUCUGACCAUCCAUCGAUUCCGGUAGUCGCGCACAGGACCAGACAUCGGGAGUGAGCCACCUGCUGCUGCUGCGGAGUUUGUCCGACGGUGUUUGUCCGACGGGGCGGGGGCCGUGGAUUGCUUGUUUGUUUCAUCAGGGGAUCCAAUGAUACCGAGAUCCGAGGCAGUUCACGCGUCGGGUAUCGGGUUAAUCGUGUUUGACCAUCAGUAUUUCGGAGUGGAACUCAGUAGUUGAAGGGUGUUUUUUCUUCAAGUAGGUCCUGGUAGUUGACAUGGGAAUGGAGCAAGAGCUCUGAGGAAGAUACUGCAGUUUACUGUCGUGUUUUUGUGGCGGUGUUGGAGUGUCGAUGGACACAUGAACAAUAUUUGUCUCGUAAAACGGCGAUGCAGAUGCCCACAAAGGAGUUUAUCGUUAUGCUCUAUUCGGGCAGCUCUCUACCUUGCCGCGAAGCGAUUCUGUUGCCUUGGAUGGCAGGCACGGCGGAAAGUGAGUCAAACGGUGUUUGCCGCUUCGGGGCGGGUCGUUGUUCCUACGCGCGAGAGCGCUCGAUUUGUGAACAAGGAUAGGAACUUGCCCAUCUGUUAAGUAUUAGAGUAAAUGUGCCGAUUA
Messenger RNA from Ectocarpus sp. CCAP 1310/34, 9679 nucleotides. The record is from the annotation of a GenBank genome assembly. NCBI's taxonomy places the organism in Eukaryota, Phaeophyceae, Ectocarpales, Ectocarpaceae.